Messenger RNA from Oikopleura dioica, 651 nucleotides. Lineage: Eukaryota; Metazoa; Chordata; Appendicularia; Copelata; Oikopleuridae. The record is from the annotation of a GenBank genome assembly.
AUGAAAAUUGCCGCGUUUUUUGCCUCGUUUGUCUUUUCCGAUAAUUGCGGAGAUUUCUGCGAAGUCGAGCAUAAUUCAUGCGUUUCCAAUGCUUUUUGCGAUAAUCUUGACUGCAAUUCUCAGUGUUAUCGCCAAUUCGCAAAUUGCUUGGACGAGUGUACAAACGACAAAACAAUUUUGAUUCUGAAAACUCACUCGGACCCAGUUUGGAAUCAUUCAUUCAACUGGGGUGGACAAGCUACUGAAGUGGAUUUCACCAACGAAUUCGGCCAACUCUCCGACUCUCAAGAUGAUCACUACAUCGGAGGAGUCGACAUUGUCGGAGGAGAGCUCGUCAGUUUUGGUGGAAAAGGAGUCGCAAGCACUGAAAUCUACGACCGCGACUCUCGAUCUUGGAGCUUCCUUGACAACAUCGACGAUGAAAUUUCAUAUCUUUUCUACACCAGCUCCGUGGUCAUCGACGGAGGAGCAGAAAUGAUCGUUUUUGGAGGCUACACGAAUGAAGGCUUUACCUAUCCGAAGAGUACAGAUCUGACUUGGAGACUAAGAGUCGACUCAUCCGGGCAAUACAUCUGGAGGCGAGGAGAGAGACUUCUUCAGCCCAGAGAUUCUCAUACAGCAAUCAGGAACCAGGCGAUGAUCAUUCUUUGA